This is a messenger RNA of Caenorhabditis angaria, 1784 nucleotides long. Lineage: Eukaryota; Metazoa; Nematoda; Chromadorea; Rhabditida; Rhabditidae. The record is from the annotation of a GenBank genome assembly.
AUGCGAUAUUCUAUUGUAUUUUUUCUGGCAAUUUUGAAAUAUGGUGGGUUUUUUUCUGUGAUGUUCAGAAGUUAUGACUCAAUCAAAAUUAAAUUUUUCAAAAUUUGCUAAAAACUUUGAAACCCUGAAAAAACAUUUUCCAGGAUCCGCCUCGCUGAAAAAUGACGACAACAUUCCGGUAAUUGAAAUUCGCGGCGAGGGAGCUCCAAUGAGUUCAGCUCAAAUCAGACAUUUGGAAGAGAUGGACAAUGGUGGACCGCUUGAUGUGAAGGUAACUUUCAAUAGGUUUCACAGUGUGUAAUUUACUACCUAAAAUCGUUGGACCUCACACAUUUUCGUGGUAGAAAUUUCUUAUCGAAAAAUUCGGCCACGCAACUAUCACAUCAUGUCAGCCCAAUGAAAAUUGGCAAUCGGUGAGAGUGAAGAAGACUUAGAGAAAAAUAGAUAAAAGGUACAUUAAAAAUUUGUGGGUCUGAAAAUCCAUAAUUUUUGAAAUUGCGGUUGCUAAACAUAUUUUGUUUCGAAAAAAAUUGAGGAUGACUUUUAGUCGCUUGGUACAGUGAAAGUUCAAGAAUGAAUUCUCAAAAGUCAAGCUGAAGCCUAUUUCAAGAUUCCACAAAUCCUAGACCCACAAAUUUGACUCGCUGUAGAUCACGCGCGAUUUCAAUAUCUUUUCGUCUCUUUCACUCUCACCGAUUGCUGUUUGACAUGUUGCUAUGUGCGCUCUGUUGCAAACUGCAAUAAUUUGUGUGGCAGACUACUGUAGUUCGCAAUUGUGUGCCAACACGGCCACGCACAAAUGCAUCCCCAUAGCAUUUUUUUCGUGGCGCAGCAGAAAGAUUACACAGAGUGUUGAACAAAGCGUCUUUUUACAGAUCGAAAAAACGUAUGUGCCUGCAAAAUGUGCGCAACAAGCAAAACGUCUCGAUUUCAUCACUUUCCAUUACAAAGUCUUCACCGAGGAUAACAAGAAAGUCUUUCAAACCUAUGGAACAUCUCCAGUUACAAUUCAACUUGGAACCGGUAUGAUUAUACCAGGUCUUGACAAGGUCAGUCACAUAGUUAGUUGAAAGAAAUUAACCUACUUUUAUGAUUGAUUGCUUUUGCUUCAAGAAAAAAGAAAACAACAAUUUUUUUUCAAUCCAAAAAAAAAAUUUAAAAAAUUCAGGGAUUGAAAGGAAUGUGUGAGGAAGAAUUGAGAAAAGUGAGUGUGCCUUAUCGAUUGAGUCGAAAACCAAAAACUCGAGUCUGGAAAUCGAUACCAAAUGAUGAAAAUUGGUUGCAAUUCAAUUUGGAAAUGAUUAAAAUCGAGCCGUAUUCGCAUGAAAAACAAUUUGAAAGUUUGGAUUUGAAUGGCGAUGGAAAAUUGAAUGAAAAUGAAUUGGUGGAUUAUCAAAAGAAAAUGAGAAAAGAAUAUGGAAAAUCGUGGAAAAAUGAGGAUAUUGAUAAUGUCAGUGCAGCCAAGUAUUAUAUCAAGUGAGUUGAAGAAGUUCUUCUAGAAUUGUUAUAAUGUCUCAACAAUUUUCAGAUACUUCGAUGUUGAUUCGGAUGGUUUGAUAACAUUCGAAGAAUGGAAAAAGAUAAUGCUUCGAGAUGAAACUGAAAUCGCAUCAAAGAAAUCAGUCAAAAAACCGAAGGGAAGAAAACGAGAUCCAGGAAUUGGUUGGAUUCUUGAUUUCAAUAAUGAUGGAAUUGUGACACCAAAAGAACUCGAUGAGGCUUCGGAUAUUUUCGAAAAAUCACCAAAACGUUUGCCGAAUGAGGGGAAAAAAGAUGAACUUUAG